AUGCGGCCAGAGACGAGAUGCCGGACCUUUGUUUCGCCAGAAGUCGACGCAGUCGCCGAGAGCGUGGCAGCUGAUAUCGCGGAUCCAGACUUACGGCAGCUCUUUCGCAAUGCCUGGCCAAACACUCUCGACACGACCGUCAAAUGGAGAGGGUACUCCGCGGACAACUCGGAGGAGGAGCUUGCUUUCAUUAUUACCGGAGACAUCCCGGCCAUGUGGCUUCGCGACUCGGCCAACCAGAUCCAGUCGUAUGCCCCAAUUCUGAAGGCGUCCGGUAGCAAGGACUCCCUGGCUUCACUGUACAGAGGUGUGAUCAAUCUUCAAGCUCGAUAUCUAAUGAUCUCGCCAUAUUGCAACGCCUUUCAGGCACCUCCCGAGUCUAACCUGAAGCGCGAGCACAAUGGCGCAUAUGGCGGAUAUACAGUAAGACCAGACUACAGUUUUGAAACCGUGUUCGAAUGCAAGUACGAGCUGGACAGCUUGGCAGCCUUCCUUCAAGUCUCGUCCACAUACUUCACACAAACUGGCGAUGCCGAGUUCUUCGGCAAGUUCAACUGGUACCGUGCAGUCGAGACGCUUUUGUCGGUCGCCGAGGGAAUGCGAGACCACACAACGUACAGAGAGAAUGGCUCGCAAGACGAUAGUCCCUACUACAUAACCCAAGGAGGAGUGUUCAUCAAUCAUCACACUGGUAAUCCGACGGCAGCGAAUACAGGCUUGAUUCGAUCCUACUACCGGCCGUCAGAUGAUCCGACUGUCUACCAGCUGUUCAUACCGGCAAACAUGCAAUUCUCUCAUUUCCUCGGCCUUUGCACGGAUAUCGUGGAGAAGCUGGGCGAGAAGCCGGAUCUCGCCCGCCGCAUGAAGGAUUUAUCGAACGGCGUCAAGGCCGGUAUCAAAGAGCACGGCAUCGUUUCCACCAAGGAACACGGCGAUGUCUACGCUUUUGAGGUCGAUGGAUAUGGCGGUGUCAACAUGAUGGACGACUCGAACUCGCCAUCACUGCUCUCUGCUCCUCUUUUCGGCUUCCUGGACGUCAAUGACUCCGUAUACCAAGCUACCCGAAAGCGAGUGCUCAGUGUCUUGAACCCAUACUGGUGUCAUGGACCAGUCAUCAGCGCCGUUGGUGGACCUCAUCAUGGUCCAUCGAUGGCUUGGCCGAUGGCGUCUAUCGUGCGAAUCUUCACUGCGACCGAUGAUGACGAGAUCGUGAGACAGCUGCAGCAGCUCGUCAGCAGUACGGAUGGAUUGGGUCUGAUCCACGAGAGCAUCAGGUCGUACAAUGUGUCUGACUGGACACGGCCAUGGUAUGUGUUCUUCCAUCGAUGUCUGGAGGCAAAUGCUGAUCAUAUCUUUAGGUUCGCCUGGGCGAACGGCCUUUUCGGCGAAGCCAUUGUCGAUCUCCACAAACGCAAACCACAUCUCUUGCAGAAGAGCUUCCAGCAAGUGUGA
Molecule: messenger RNA, 1452 nt
Organism: Zymoseptoria tritici IPO323
Lineage: Eukaryota; Fungi; Ascomycota; Dothideomycetes; Mycosphaerellales; Mycosphaerellaceae
Exons: 1
Coding region: 1-1452 (483 amino acids)
Biological process (GO): carbohydrate metabolic process
Source: RefSeq, a predicted model, not a curated record